Molecule: messenger RNA, 1569 nt
Organism: Colletotrichum karsti
Lineage: Eukaryota; Fungi; Ascomycota; Sordariomycetes; Glomerellales; Glomerellaceae
Product: family 71 glycosyltransferase
Exons: 1
Coding region: 1-1569 (522 amino acids)
Biological process (GO): mannan biosynthetic process
Cellular component (GO): Golgi apparatus
Molecular function (GO): alpha-1,2-mannosyltransferase activity
Source: RefSeq, a predicted model, not a curated record
AUGGCGGGCAUCAAGCGGACGCGUAUCAUAUUCGCGGUCAUCAUCACCUGCGUUCUCUUUUUAAUCUUCAAAAGCGGCGAGAACGUGAAGUCAGAGCCAAACCAAUGGACGAAUCCUCCUCCGCCCGAACAGCAUGCGAGCGACCCUCCUGUCGAUAUCGAUAUCCCUCCCAAUCACGUCGAAAUCCCUAUCGCUGACAAUCUCAUCAACGUCCAAUCGCCAGUCAUGGAGGCGCAACUAAUUCCUGAUGCACACAAGUUAGAGACGGCGGAUGACUUCAUUCCACACUUCGCUGCGGUGAUAAACGAGAAGGGCAUCUCCCAGAGGGAAGCUCGCGCGUCGUGUACGUGGCCGGCGGACGUGUUCGUCGACUUUCAGUUCCCAGACUCCCUGGAAUGGGUUCUCGAAGAUCGUCCAGUCUUGGAGAUCGAGCUGCGACGCCGUGAGUGGCACGAUUUCUUACAGAAAGGCGUUAUACCCUAUGCUACAGUCAAAGAACGGUUUUCCGGGCGGGGAUUGGUCAUCGUCGCCGGCAACGCGGAUACAAUCAUGCGCGCCAAAGUCAUACUGCGACAGUUGAAGAAGCUUGGAUCGACGAUUCCCAUCGAGAUCCAUUACUGGGACACUGAAAUGGACAUUGGAGCGAUGGCCGACCUCAAUGCUCUCUACACGCCCAUCUACUACAACGACCUAUCGAAGCCUCACAAUAUCGUGCACAUCAAGAAGGACGGGUAUUUUGGGAUUAACUACCAGCUGAAGACGGCGGCGUUGCUGAAUGCUCGAUGGGCCGAGCCCAUUUUGCUCGACUCGGACAACAUCCCCAUCCUCGAUCCAGCGACGCUCUACGACUCGAUCCAAUACCAAGAGCACCACUCCGUGUUCUGGCCCGACAUUGCACGUACUAGACCGCAGAACCCUGCGUGGGCGAUCUUCAACACGCCAUGUCGGAUGGCCGAGCACGAGCAGGAAAGCGGACAGCUGCUAGUAGACAAGACGCGGUUCUGGUACCAUCUGCAACUAGCGUCUUGGCUGAACAACGAGCAGGGGAAAUACUACAACGAGAUCUUGCUGGGCGACAAGGACAUGUUCCGCUUCGCGUGGCACGCCCUCAAGACGAAGUUCGGGAAGCCGAAGAAAUGGGUCACCAGCGUCGGGACGGAGAACGACGGGUUUUACUGCGGGCACUCGUUCGCGCAGCAUCAUCCGGAUGACGGACGCGUCGCAUUCCUCCACGGCGGGCUGAUGAAGACGGCGUCUCUCGAGGUGAUGCGCUGGAAUCGAGAUGUCAAGGGCGGCUACCUGAGGCACUACAAGAGAGCGCCGAGCGAGGAGAGUCCCGAGGUGAAUGUCAAUGUCGCCAUCAAGUUCGACGGGGCGGCGUAUAUGCCUGAUCACUCUGAAAAGUUCGAGGCGGCUCAGUGCACCGAUAUGUUCGACGUCGAGGCAAGAGAUAUAAACGAGAUUCUUCCCGGAUUCGAGCAAACCUUCCGCGAGAUAGGGGGCUAUUGGCAACUGGACCAGGAGAGUACAACAAUGUUUCACCAGGGCAACCUUCUACCUCAAAGAUGA